AGGUUGGCCAUGAACUCACAGAGAUCUGCCUGCCUCUGCCCCACUCCCCAGUGCUGGGAUUAAAGGCGUGCACCUCCACCUCCAGACUGAGACAGUGUUGUUAAAAUGUUGCCCAGGUGGGUCUCAAAUUCCUAGCCUCUAAUAUUCUGCCUAUCCCAGCGUCCUGAAUGCUGCGAUUAAUAAACGUGUCACCACAGUUGGCUUAUGAGGCUAUCCUUAUCGAAGCUGUCUUCUAACUUUUUCUCAUCUUUCAGAUUUCUUUUUUUUUUUUUUUGGCUUACGUUUUUUUGGUGCUAGAGAUGAACCACGGUCUCACACAGGUAGGCAAGCACUCGACCUCUGAGCUGUAUCUUCGUCCCCAGUCAUUUUCUUUAAUUGGGUUUUGUAUGUUCUUAUAAAUUUCUACAAUGAUUUUUUUUAACUAUUAUUAUUUAUUUUUGUGAGGUUGGGAGGCACACAUGAGCCUUGGGCACAUGAGGAAGUCACAGAGCAACUUUCGGGAGUCGGGUUUCUCCUUCUACCAGGUAUUGAAUUCAGAUUCUUACGCUUGGCGGCAAAUUCCUUUACCGGCUGAGCCAUUUUAGCUUUUUUGUUUUUGUUUUUUGUUUUUUGUUUUUUGUUUCCUGUUUUUUGAGAAGAAGGUCCUCACUAAAUAGACUUAGCUUGGAUGGAUGCAAUAGCCACGGACGGAAAAACUAAUUAGUACUCAAAAUGAUGUCAUCAUCAUUCCUAAUUUAACAACACAUGGCAUCUAGAGUUACAUUCUCUAUGAACAAGCGAAUGCAAGUAAAAUAUUGAAACUGUAGCAUUUUUUAGUCUUUUUGAAAAGUUCAAGGCGAGCCUCAGACCAAAAAAAUUGGGUAAGCUUCCUUUAAGGCGCGGCCCACAAGCCCCGCCCCCACCUGAGCAGCUCCGCCUCACCUAGGCAGUCCCUAGGUAAACCACAUUUCCCAGAGGCCCCUGCAAAGCGCCUGCGCCUGCGCAUUGGAACGGAAAGGGGGUUGCUGGUGUUCUCCUCGCGCGCUAGCUGUCCGCCUCGCCUCGCGCUCACCUCGCCUGGUUUCCGACCCCCGCCAUGGAAGAGGCUGAGACGGACGCCACGGAAAUCUGUCGCGCCUCCGAGGCCAAGCGAGCCUCUGCCAUGCCGCCGCCGCCUCCCAUCUCUCCGCCCUCCCUUACCCCGGCGCCCGCGGCCGGUGAGGAGGGCCCGGCGUCCCUGCCCGAGGCGGGCGCUCCCGGCUGCUCCCGCUCUCGGCCCCCGGAGCUGGAGCCCGAGCGCAGCCUGGGCCGUUUGAGGGGCCGCUUCGAGGACUACGACGAGGAGUUGGAGGAGGAUGAGGAGAUGGAGGAGGAAGAGGAGGAGGAGGAAGACAUGAGCCACUUCUCGCUGCGGCUGGAGUCGGGGCGGCCGGACUCCGAGGACGAGGAGGAGCGCCUGCUGAACCUUGCUGAACUGACCCCGUACAUCAUGUGUUCCAUUUGCAAAGGGUACUUAAUAGAUGCAACUACCAUUACAGAGUGUCUUCAUACCUUUUGUAAAAGCUGCAUUGUAAGACAUUUUUACUACGGCAACAGAUGCCCAAAAUGCAACAUAGUUGUCCACCAGACACAGCCUCUUUAUAAUAUAAGGUUGGACCGACAGUUACAAGACAUAGUGUACAAAUUGGUGAUCAAUCUAGAGGAAAGAGAAAAAAAGCAAAUGCAUGAUUUCUAUAAAGAAAGAGGUCUAGAAGUACCCAAACCUGCUUCUUUGUUUCUGUCUCAAUUAGCUGUUCCACAGCCAGUCCCUUCAAACAAAGGAAAAACCAAGAAAGUCCUAGAGUCAGUGUUUCGUAUUCCACCUGAACUUGAUAUGUCUUUAUUACUUGAGUUCAUUGGCGCUAAUGAAGAUACAGGACACUUUAAGCCAUUAGAAAAGAAGUUUGUGCGUGUUUCAGGAGAAGCAACUAUUGGGCAUGUAGAGAAAUUUCUUAGAAGAAAAAUGGGUCUUGAUCCAGCUUGUCAGAUAUCAUCUGCGGUGAUCACUUAUUGGAACGGUACCAAACUCUACGGGAAAUCCGGCGUGCAAUAGGUGAUACGGCAAUGCAGGAUGGUCUGCUUGUUCUUCAUUACGGUCUUGUGGUUUCUCCUUUGAAAAUAACAUGAAGAGGGUAUAUGAGGAAGAAAAUGCAAAAGGAUGCUUCUGCAGGUCUGCAUUACACCAAAGAUUCUCAGAAACAUGUAGCCACCACUACUUUGUGCUGUUAAGAGCUAGCUUCUGAUUUUCCACACCAGAACCCUAGCAUUAUGUGUACAACUUGAAAUAAUAGAAUGUAUUUACUACACUAGAGACUAUAUACAAAGCACUCAAAACUCAGGGGUAAAAACUGAAAACACUGAAUUUUAAAAUUCCUUGUGAUUCCAAAUACAAGGAAGUUGCUGGUUCCCAUCUUUGAGGUAGGUUGGUCAUUUGGCAGCUAGGAUUCUGCCCUCCAGGCUACAUGGGUUGGGCAGGUGUCCUUGCAGAACAGCUUUGCUUUGAAUUCAAAGCCAAUCUGCAGGGUGCACUCAGCACCAAAACUACUGUCCAUUUACACAGUCCUGUCCUAUUCUAAACAUUAAAAACAACAGUGAUCCUACUAAAGCAAUGUUAUCCAGCUCUGAGACAGUGGAGAGACUGUCUCCUGUUGGGUACGGCUCUUAACAUCCCUAAAUAUGAGGUGCUUCUCUGUGAUGUUUUAUUUGCAUAGAUCAGUGCUGCUGGGACAGGUGUCACAUGGGUUCCCUCAGUGUGGCUAUUGAUAAUGGCACUUGUCAUGGCACUGCUUCUGAAAGUAGCAAAAAAUUUCAGGUGAAUUACCAGAAGUUUACAGAAUCCUUAUUGUUUCAUCAGUCACUUACCUUAACUGGUUCUAUGUUUAAUGUUUGUUUUCUCAUCACUGGGAUAAAGAAUGAGAGUCUGAGAACCUUGCUUUCAUGAAGUAAGGUCAUGAAAUUUAUUUUAAACUUAAUGUUUAAAAUUAAUUUAAGCAUUAUUUUGCCUAAAAUUAGCAUCCUGAUGCUUUCUAGAAGAAAUAUUUUAUAGACUCUUAUUUCACAGCAAAAUUUCCAAAUCUGUUCAGAAACUUAUAAGAUUGAACUUACAUUGGCAGAUGUUUUGUAAAGAAUUUAUGAAAUUGUGCGUGAAUCUCUUCUGACAUUUAAUAAAAUUUAUUUUAUCCAA
Messenger RNA from Myodes glareolus (Bank vole), 3202 nucleotides. It is a transcript of the gene Pcgf6, whose product is annotated as polycomb group ring finger 6. NCBI's taxonomy places the organism in Eukaryota, Metazoa, Chordata, Mammalia, Rodentia, Cricetidae. The record is from RefSeq and is a predicted model, not a curated record.